Molecule: messenger RNA, 3264 nt
Organism: Prorocentrum cordatum
Lineage: Eukaryota; Dinophyceae; Prorocentrales; Prorocentraceae
Source: the annotation of a GenBank genome assembly
AUGACCAGGAGGGCCAAGGCUGCCAGUUCGAAGCCCGAGCAUCGGUCUGAGUCGCCUGCUCGCAGCGGCCCGACAGCCAAGCGCGCCAAGAAGAUCGACCGCGACCAGUCUUCAGGAGCUCGCGGCAGUGCUGAUGCCGCCCCCGCAGCUCCGAAGGCGAGGAGAGUCACCAAGGCGGCUGGCUGCGGCAUCUGCGGGACGACCCACAGGCAGAACAAGAUGGAUCACGCGACUCGUUGCUCGGCUUGCGGGGAGACCGCUGCCAAGGCGUUCCCCUUCUGGGAAUGGGACGACUUGUGCGAGAGGUACCACGAGGACGACCUGGUCACUGAGGGCUUCGACAACGCGCACGCUCUGGUACACAAGAACGGCGGCAAACGCCCACAGAAAAGCGAGGCCGACGAGGUCAGCACCAACACCAUGCUCUUCGAGGACACGGUGCAGUCGUACAGGGCUUUGAAGCUCUCCGACGCCAGGGGCAUCUACAAUAGCGAUCCGCACAAGAUCGGUUUCAAGCAGGCUACGAUCACCGAUAUGGCUGGCGUUGCCCGUUCGCGGUUCGUGCAGGUCAACCCAGAUCAGCCAUACACCAUCGUGAACGUAGUUCGUCGCAGGGCGAUCGGGCACGAGCAGACCGUCUUGUCGAACGACCAGGUGCUUUGGAACGGCCAGGCCGACGCUCACUAUGGCGCACUCGUCGACCAGAAGUGCGCCGACAUGAAAGCCUUCACCAAUGCGCCGACGCACGAGGAAGUUCUUGCCAUGGCGGAGGCGUUCAAGGCGGGGCAGGUCAUUGCUCAGGCGAACAGGGAGAUCAAGGAUUCCAAGCAGCAGGGGAUGCAGCGCGCGAUUCUCGGUGAUGCUGAGCCCGAUGCUUCGUCUCAGGCGGGCCUGGGGCUUGGUGACAUGGGCCCGCCUGCGUCGUCCCCGAGGUCGGCCUUGACAUCUGUCCAUGGGACUCCUGAGGCCAAGGCGGGCUAUGCGGCGUCGGUCGUGACAGGGGCUCCAUCGGCCAGCGGGGUGGACUCGUCUACUGACGUGGAGGUGGAUGAGACAAUGAGCAAGCUAAGGUUUCUGAUGGGCAAGGUGAAGAUCCACAGGCUUUUAGCUGGGCACAAGAGGGGGCAUCAGAUCCGCUGCCUGUGGGAACACCUGCCCAAGAGCUCCAAGGACGACCAGGAUUAUGACGCCGCCUCGUCAUGGUUGAGUCUGUCGGAGAGGGCGAAGAAAGCAGGAGAUCAGAAGGCCAAGGACGUGGCGAGCAUGAACCGCGAUGACCUCGAUUCACUGUCGAAGGACUUGGACAAAGAGUCCGUGAAGAUCCCCCCCAGCUUCCAGCGAGCCCUUUGGGAUCGGGCCGUUGCCGACUGGAAGAACGGGUCUGACUGGGGAACGCAAAAGGGCACCGAGGGCAUGUUGGCGUUGGUCUUGCCGUGGGGCCCAUCAGAGGAGUCGGUCAACGUGGAUGAGCCCCAGAAGUUCAGUUGCCUUGCCCCCGUGCUGUCGCAGUUGGAGUUGCCGCCAUCGGAGAAGGCGACCCUGUUCAAGGACACGGUCGUCAAGGGCAUCAUCGUAUCCUACCUCCAAGCGGGCAAGUCCAUGCUGAAAGAAACGCUGGAGAUGGUCUCGUUGCUGGUCGCGCAGAUCAAGGCCAUGCCCAUGUCAUGCGAGGUCGAGGUCGACAAUUCAAGCAGCGAGGUGAUGCUGGCGCUGAAGUUCUUGAACACCAUUGGUGGGUCCCAGGUCGACACUUUGUCCUUGGUGCAGGUCGACAAGUUCGUCAAGGCAAAGGCCACGACGAUCGAGGGCUCUUUGUGCGCCAGCUUGCGCGCACUUCCUUUCUGGCACGAACGGCUGCAUCAGUACUUGAAGUAUCCACCAUCGCUGAAGUACUGGUGCCCCAUCAUCAAGGACUACCAGCUGUCACUCUCAGGGUCGCCGAACGACUUGACGCUCAUGCUGCAGUGCAUCUCCGACGUGAGUAGGAUCGAGAAGGUUUUGCCACCGUCCGAGAUCACUUCCUACAAGGAGUGGGUCAAAGGGGUCGUCGAUAGAUUUGUGACUGCGGCGCUGCAGGUAUCGUCUCAAGGUCUUGCGCUUCCAGGGCCGCCUGACGAUGCAGAGAAUGUCGUGAAGAUGGCGGUGGGGGUCUUUGGAACUAAUGUCUCUUGGCAGCAGCUACUGGAGGCCUUGACGAACCAGAGGUCGAAGAGCCAUGGGCGCGCGCUCUUGGACAAGUUCAUCGGGGACAUCGGCACCUACAACUCGAAGAGCUUGCAGUACGCCGCUGCGAACUUCGGGAUGAUCGAGGGGCUUCGCGGGCUCGCAUCGGAUAGUCAUUUAGAGAGGCUUCGUGAUUUCAGCGGGACGGCUUUGGAUUGCAUCUUGGGGAAGAGAGGCACCUGGCCAACGUUCCACGCCGCCACCGACUUCGAUGCCGCCUGGAAGUGGGUCAAUUGCGCGUCCCGUUGGUUUGAGCCAGUGGACCUCAUGGGCCCCGACUGCCCUUGGGAGUCGUUCCGCAAGUUACUCGACAAGGUCAAGGUCCACUUCGCGCUGGUGAAAUCGUAUCGGGAGAUUAUCGGGGAGAACGGCAUCCUCAAGGACCAUCUCGCGGAGACCCCUUUGCCGCUCGUGGGCGCAUUCCUGGGUUUGCUCGAACAGGCCUCCCAUUUGAAGGCCGACGAUUCUACUGAGGAGAAGCUCAUCAACGACACGUUCAUGGAGGGCUUCGAGGCCGCCGCGCUGCAGCUCAAGCUGCAGAUGUUCGAACAGAUCACAGAGGCUGGCCUGCAGGCGUUCGUGGCGGAGUCCGAGGACGUCCCCCUGAGCAAGGUCAAGGGUGGGCCUGUCGACAAGCUGUGGUCAGAGGGCUUGGCCGAUGCUGCGAGCAUCGAGGACGCCAUCGCUGCGUUCGAUCAGCACCUCGCGCCUGCGAUGUCCUUUGACAGCUUCAAGGAGGAGGUGAGCCGCAAAUUCCAGCAGCUGGACGCCCUCACUGAGACGGAGCAGAGGUUCGGCAUGGCUGUGCCGCCUGAAAAGAAGCCCGAAGCGAUGGUGGCCAUCUGCCGCCGCGCCGCCCAGACGCUCUGCGAGUACCAGGCCCUCGAGGGCAUCGAGAAGGUGGGCAGCAACGCGGUGGCCGUGAAGAAGUUCAUGAUGACAGUGGUCGCAAGCCAGGGGAAGUUCGGAGUCGAACAGUUGGUCAAGCCAGUGGACAACGCCGUGCAGCGCGCCAUGGCCAUGGAGUCGAUCUUCCAGUGA